Molecule: messenger RNA, 1449 nt
Organism: Microthlaspi erraticum
Lineage: Eukaryota; Viridiplantae; Streptophyta; Magnoliopsida; Brassicales; Brassicaceae
Source: the annotation of a GenBank genome assembly
AUGGACACCCAAACCCUUGACCUUCUCAAGAUAAGAGAUGAUGUCACAUGGUACAUAAGGAAGCUAGGCUUGAGCAAGCUCUUCAAGCUAGAGUGUAGUGAGUACUCACAACUCACCAAGGAGUUCCUCUCCACAGUAGCUCUUGCCUUUCCCAACCACAAUGGAGACCAACCAGCUGGUGAUGGACUCCUACUCUUCAAGAUAGGCGAUGCCAAUGGGCGCAUCUCCAUCUCAGCUCUAUGCCAACUCUUUGGACUUCCCAAUGAGACAGCACAUGACUUCAAGGAGAACUCAAAGAGGAAACAAGCUGCCUUUGCUGAUUGGACACACUUUGCCAAUGAACCAUUCUUGCCUUCAAGAUCAAAGGUGUCUAGAAUCACUCAUCCAGCCAUUCGCUAUGUGCACCGCCUCAUCUCCACCACUUUCCAAUGCAAACAAGAAGCCAACAAGACAUUCAUCAAUGUGAGGAAGCUAGCUAAAGACUUGGAAGGCAACAAGAAGCUUUGUGUUCGUUUUGGGAGGCUUAUCACGGCCAUAGUGCAUGUGGGGAUUGACAUUCCCAACUAUGAGCCACUACCCAAGCCAACCCCUUUGGAUCUCCAUGCCCUUCAGCACAUCCACUUCCUAAACCGUUGGACUAAAGACCCAACUCGGUUUUGCUAUGAGUUUCCAAUUGGUCCAGCCAACACUUCCCUUGUCUUGCUGCCACAUGAGACAUCCCAAGCCUACGCUCAGGAGUUGUCACUUUCCAGCCCAAUGAGGAAGACUUCUAUGUUCCAUCAAGUGAGAAACCAUCAUUCCCCAUGCUCACAUAUCGCACACUUCAGCAUGCAGUCAAGACUCAACGCCGCCACCAAGAACGCCAUGUUCUCACUACUGGCAUGGCCGCACCAAGCUCUAGACCGUGUUAACAAGCUGGAGAAGAUAGUGGAAUGCCAAUCUCGCUUCAUCUCACGCCUAGUUCCACGGCUCUAUCGAGAAUCAGCGCCCAACCGCGCAGACCGGCUGGCCGAGAAACGUGUUCACGCUCGGCCAAAUCACAUCCGUCCGUCUGAAGUCUCGGCCAAAGUUCAAACCGUCGGCCGAUCACGCAUCACGACCCGGGAAACAUGCCCGCGGUCGGCCACGCCACAACCGUCACGCCAGCCGCGCACGACCAUGCCGCGCGAGCCGGGAAAAAGCCUCGCGGCCGCGCAACCUGUCUCGCGUACCACGGCCGAUGCGCCGUCCGAGCCGGGAAACUACGUCCCGCGUCCGGCCGAGAAACAUCGGCCAAAUCUUCACCGUCCGACCACGCGGCCGACCGCGAAUCCCGUCCGGCCACGACCGUUCCGAUCUCGGCCCAUGACCCGAUCUGUCCGGCCGAUCGUCCCGACCGACCGUCCCAACGCCGCGGUCGACCCGAAGCCCGUUUUGAAGCCCGUUUCAUAUUUUCAAGGCCCGGCUUAA